Molecule: messenger RNA, 826 nt
Organism: Lontra canadensis (Northern American river otter)
Lineage: Eukaryota; Metazoa; Chordata; Mammalia; Carnivora; Mustelidae
Product: laforin-like
Exons: 3
Coding region: 1-816 (271 amino acids)
Source: RefSeq, a predicted model, not a curated record
AUGAUUAAAGUUCAAGAAGGGCAAAAGUCAAAAUGCAAUCAACCCCUCUCUGCACCUCUUACCUCACCUUUGGGUGGGCAGAAUUCUCAGACCAGCUUCCAUUGUGGACAACUGAAACACCUGCACGUCCCUGACCGCUUAGUGAUUGGAGGGUUUGUUCACCUAGACGAAGCCUUGAAGAAAGAAAGGAUCGGAAGCGAGCAGCCGCAGUGGCAGCCUGCGGACUUGCUGCGCAAGGAGGGAGCUCUUCGAGAGUCAACUCCGUGCAGGCUCAGCACGGGGCCCAGGGCACUCCCCUUGGGCCCAGGCCACCCACCCUCACCACCGGCCUCUCUUCUGGGGAGUGAGCGGGCAUGGGGGCCAGAACCGGGCGCUACGACCCGCAGCAGGCGCAGAGGUCAGCCGUCCAGGGGCCCAGACCAGCCGACCCCACCCGGAAGGGCCCUUCGCCAAGACCUCCGCUGCCCCCAGCUCCGGCCUCGGCGGCGCCCGCCGGGGAAAGGACGCUGGGCUGGGUGGCCCUGGGGUCCCGGGCCUGUCGGGAGUGCAGGGCGUGUGCUCACGAGCGGAGCCGCUGCACGGAAGGCCAGAGCCCGCGGGGAGGCUGGCCGCGCUGCGCGGGGCCCACGGGGUCGCUCUCAGCUGGGGCUCCUGGUCUCUGAAAGAGGGCGGCUCAGCCUGGGGACCGGAUCGCUCUCCGUCCAGACCCACGGCUCCGGGAAAACCCGGCCCCCAGGGCCUGGCGCGGGCCUAAGGACCGAAGCUACGGAACAGACUUGCCCCUACGGUCAUUACAGCUUAGAUUGCAAGAAAUAGUUAAAACAUG